AUGCGCGCAAUGCUCCCUACUCUCCAGCAGCCAUUGCGGCUCUCGAUGGUCGCCCGCAACCCACAGCUGCGCAUGAUCGCUGGCGGAUCGCGAGCCUUCCAGACAACUUCUUCAGGCAAAGCUGUUGCUGCUUCGAGACAGGGUCCAUACGUCAAGGGCACCGUCAACGACCCAACCCCCUUCCCCGAGCCCAACGCUUCACACGGUUCCAACCACUGGGCAUUUGAGCGGGGACUCUCUGUUGCGCUCGUUCCUCUCGUCGCUGCUGGUUUCGCCAAGCACGGUUCGUCGGCGAUCCUCGACGGCGCGCUCGCACUUUCACUUGUUGUCCACUCUCACAUCGGCUUUGAUUGCAUCUUCGCCGACUACCUGCACAAGCGCAAAUUCCCCAUCGCCGGCCCUCUCGCAACGUGGUCGCUGCGUGCUGCCACCUUGGCAACCCUUUACGGUCUUUACGAGUUCAACACUAAUGACGUCGGACUCACCGAGUUGAUCGCCAAGGUCUGGACUGCUUAA
Mycosarcoma maydis (corn smut) is the source of this 516-nucleotide messenger RNA. RefSeq lists its product as uncharacterized. Gene Ontology annotation, cellular component: mitochondrial envelope; membrane. Gene Ontology annotation, molecular function: ubiquinone binding; heme binding. The transcript has 3 exons. The record is from RefSeq and is a predicted model, not a curated record. Gene Ontology annotation, biological process: mitochondrial electron transport, succinate to ubiquinone; tricarboxylic acid cycle. Lineage: Eukaryota; Fungi; Basidiomycota; Ustilaginomycetes; Ustilaginales. The coding region runs from base 1 to 516 and encodes 171 amino acids.